AUGACGAUUGUACAAAAUGAGAACAACGAGUUGAUCUCAACUCGUACAGUCACGAGAUGGCGGAUUUGCAUGGAUUACCGGAAAUUGAACACAGCCACCCGGAAGGACCAUUUCCCUCUGCCAUUCAUUGACCAAAUGUUGGACAGGCUGGCCGGGCGAUCACACUUCUGUUUCUUGGAUGGAUAUUCGGGGUACAAUCAGAUCCUAAUAGCCCCCGAAGAUAGAGAAAAAACAUCCUUCACUUGUUCGUAUGACGUCUUCGCCUUUCGAAGAAUGCCUUUGGGGCUUUGCAAUGCACCUGCGACAUUUUAA
This is a messenger RNA of Nicotiana tabacum (common tobacco), 312 nucleotides long. NCBI's taxonomy places the organism in Eukaryota, Viridiplantae, Streptophyta, Magnoliopsida, Solanales, Solanaceae. The record is from RefSeq and is a predicted model, not a curated record.